Notolabrus celidotus (New Zealand spotty) is the source of this 1425-nucleotide messenger RNA. RefSeq names its product TNF superfamily member 13b (gene tnfsf13b). Gene Ontology annotation, molecular function: tumor necrosis factor receptor binding; receptor ligand activity. The coding region runs from base 346 to 1125 and encodes 259 amino acids. Gene Ontology annotation, biological process: immune response. The transcript is spliced from 6 exons. Gene Ontology annotation, cellular component: membrane. Lineage: Eukaryota; Metazoa; Chordata; Actinopteri; Labriformes; Labridae. The record is from RefSeq and is a predicted model, not a curated record.
UUUCAGCAGGAUGAAGAGGAAGGAGAGAUACAUUUGUCAGGGCUGCUGGACAGGGAGGAACUCCGUGGUUAGCUGAGGCGGAACAAAGAGAGGGAAGCUGUUUUGCCCUUUUUUGUACUGUACUUGGUUUUGAAAGUCCUUCAGACUGCGCUAGAACCGGCUGCUGAAGAACAGAAACGAAAGUUUAGGAAUACAGCGAUGCUGUAAGACUGGAAUUAACUUACAGCCUCUAGAGAUAAAAUUGUCGACAGAAGCAAACACUCUUCGCCUAGAUCUGUCAAAAGAGAGGCAGCAAAGUUCAAUCAAGAGAGCAGUCAUGCUGCCAGCGUAAGCUCAGGCCCUGCGAUGGCCGUUUUGGAUGUGGAGCCAGAGACUGAGCUAAAGGCAGGUGAAGGGAGGCUGUCUUGGCUUGUUUUUCUGCUGACACUCGCUGCCAUCACCUCCUCCUCUCUUUCAGCUUUGUCUCUGUACCAACUAGUGGCUCUCAGAGCAGAGGUAGAGGGACUCAGAUCAGAGGUCGGUCGCAGGAGAGAGGAGGGACGAGAGUCCAGACAUGGAAGCCAGACUGCAAAAUUCAACAGCAGGAGCAGCAGCCAGGAGCCACCACACCAUCCGGGGGCUCAACAUGCUCCCCCUAUGAUAAGAAGAAGAAGGUUGGCCUCUGGAGGACAGCCAGAUGUUUCUCAGCCUUGCCUGCAGUUGUUGGCAAACAGUGACAGGAAAACCUUCAGUAAAGAUUUUACCUCAGAGCCACACACAGGCAUCCCCUGGCAGACCGGACUGAGGAGAGGAACGGCUCUGGAGGUAGAAGGAGACGGCAUGUUAGUCAGAGAGGAGGGCUUCUACUAUGUCUACAGUCAGGUCUUCUACAUGGACAGCACCUUUGCAAUGGGCCACGUGGUGAUUCGGAGGAAGAGGAACGUGGUGGGAAAUGAGUCUCAAUAUGUGAUCCUGUUCCGCUGCAUCCAGAACAUGAACCUAGACGCCCCUUUUAACACCUGCUACACAGGAGGUAUGGUAAACCUGGAGGCUGGGGACCACUUGGAGCUGCUGAUUCCUCGUGCCACAGCCAACGUGUCCCUGGGUGGUGAGGACACCUUCCUGGGUGCCAUCAAACUGGUAUAAUGUGCCACCACAAAGAAGCUGUUUUGGUGGAGGAGGAGCAAAGACGCACAUUUCCUGCAAUACACCUAUAAAUGUGUGCCUAUCAGUUUUUACCCUACUGUAAGACAAAGAACUGUAAAAACUGUGAUCAAGAACUUCAUAUAAUCACAGAUGAAAGACUAUGUCGGACUUGUAGUUGAUCCAUCAGAUGUUUUUACAGCUAGUGUGUGGUGUUGCAUUAUUCAUAUCUGUGUCAGUAGGAUAUAAAUUCUCUCACAUGUCUUAAGGUUUUGAUAAAUUAAACCACAGUGGUUAAGUCUA